AGCUGCACAGCUAAAGAAGGCGGGGCUAAUAGCUGAACCAUAUUACUGAAGUCCCUCAGCUGGAGAAAGCACUUCUGGACAAAACAUACCACCAUGUUUGUCACACUACUUCUGUUAUGGCUCUGUAUUUGCUUCAUCAUCCUCCAAUUAAAGUCUCGGAGGCCCAAGAACUUCCCACCGGGACCCCCCGUCCUACCCAUACUGGGGAACCUGUUGCACCUGAACCUGGAGAACCCUUUAAAGGACUUUGAGAGGCUGCACAAGUCAUAUGGAAACGUCUACAGUCUGUUCAUCGGCCCCAACCCAGCUGUAGUCAUCAACGGGCUGAAGGCCAUGAAGGAGGCCAUUGUGAUCAAGGCCUCCGAUUUUUCAGGACGACCUCAUGACUCAUUUGUUAGCAAUGUCACUCAGAGAAAAGGAGUGAUCCUGGCCGACUAUGGCUCCGUUUGGAGGGACCAUCGUCGCUUUGCUCUGAUGACUUUAAGGAACUUCGGUCUCGGGAAAAAGUCCAUGGAGGACAGGAUCCAUGAUGAGGUUCAAUAUACCAUUAAAACACUGGAAACCAGCAUCGGUAAAAUUCUGAGUCCUCAGGUCAUGUUCCAUAAUGCAGCCUCUAACAUCAUCUGCCAGGUUCUCUUUGGUAAACGCUACGAGUACGAUGAUGAGACCAUCAAAACGAUUGUUCAGUGCUUCAUUGAGAUUACGAAAAUAGCCAACGGACCGUGGGCUAUGCUCUAUGACUCUCUUCACAUAAUUCGUAACCUGCCUCUGCCAUUCAGAAAUGCCUUCAAGAAUUAUGAGACCUGCGAGAACAUUGUGAAACAUAUGGUAAAUGAGUUUAGGAAGACCAGAGUCCCUGGAGAGCCUCGACACUUUGUUGACUGCUACCUGGAUGAACUGGAAAAGGGAGGAGGUCAGGAAACUUUGUUUUCAGAGGAACAGCUUGUAGGGACCUGCCUGGAUCUUUACAUCGCUGGAACUGACACCACCUCCAACACCCUGCUGACGUCUUUCCUUUACCUGAUGAACCACCCACACAUACAAGAGCGAUGUCAACAGGAAAUCGACCUGGUGUUGGAGGGAAAGGAUCGUCCCAGCUUUGAGGACAGAAACAACAUGCCAUACAUGCAGGCUGUGAUCCAUGAAGUCCAGAGGAUUUCCAACACUGUUCCUCUCAGCGUCUUUCACUGCACGACUAGAGACACCGAGCUGAUGGGAUACUCCAUUCCCACGGGUACAAUGAUCAUCCAGAACCUGGCCUCAGUGCUGAUGGAGGAGGGACAGUGGAAGUUCCCUCAUGAGUUCAACCCAGAAAACUUCCUGAAUGAGAAGGGAGAGUUUGUCAAACCAGAGGCCUUCAUGCCUUUCUCUGCAGGUCCUCGGAUGUGUCUGGGAGAGGGUCUGGCUCGUAUGGAGCUCUUCCUCAUCAUGGUGACUCUGCUGAAGAAGUUUAAGUUCAUCUGGCCUGAAGAUGCUGGAGAACCAGACUUUACUCCAGUUUUUGGGAUCACUAUGUCUCCAAAACCUUAUCCGAUGAAGGUCCAGCUGAGAUCAGAGCAGAGACCAAUGGCCUUAGAUGAAGAUUAACAUGAUUGUAACAGUCAGAACCAAGUUAAUAUGUAUAAUAUACAAGCUACUCUUAACAGUUGACAGACUUUCUGAAUAAAUAUUUAAAAUAUUUGCUUCAUGGAGAUAAAACAUUGCAACAGUAAUAUCAGCAGUUUAUUCACCUGUUCCAUCUUUGUGCAUCUUUAGGUGAAAAAGGUAACAUGUAUAUCAAUCCAUCUUAAUGUAAUAAAGUUGCUCAUAUUCACAAUUUUUCUCAAAAACUGUGACCGAAAAACAUCUCAUUGAUAGUACAUGUCAUGGUACAAUUGUGAAAUAUUCUCAGACUGUUGCUCUUCUCAAAUAACAUUGUAAUGUU
Melanotaenia boesemani (Boeseman's rainbowfish) is the source of this 1924-nucleotide messenger RNA. RefSeq names its product cytochrome P450 2F2-like. The record is from RefSeq and is a predicted model, not a curated record. Bases 94 to 1587 code for a protein of 497 amino acids. Gene Ontology annotation, cellular component: intracellular membrane-bounded organelle; cytoplasm. Gene Ontology annotation, biological process: xenobiotic metabolic process. The transcript has 11 exons. Lineage: Eukaryota; Metazoa; Chordata; Actinopteri; Atheriniformes; Melanotaeniidae. Gene Ontology annotation, molecular function: oxidoreductase activity, acting on paired donors, with incorporation or reduction of molecular oxygen, reduced flavin or flavoprotein as one donor, and incorporation of one atom of oxygen; iron ion binding; heme binding.